AUACAACUGAAAAAUCAGGACCUUUUUAGGUUACUGUUACUCAAACCAAAAGAUGACAUCUAUUAUCAAAUUAACUACCCUCUCUGGGGUCCAAGAGGAGUCUGCUCUUUGCUAUCUUCUCCAGGUUGAUGAGUUUAGAUUUCUGUUGGACUGUGGCUGGGAUGAGCACUUUUCUAUGGAUAUUAUAGAUUCCCUGAGGAAGCAUGUUCACCAGAUCGAUGCAGUGCUGCUAUCUCACCCGGAUCCUCUCCAUCUGGGUGCCCUCCCGUAUGCUGUGGGAAAGUUGGGGCUCAAUUGUGCCAUUUAUGCAACCAUUCCUGUUUAUAAAAUGGGACAGAUGUUCAUGUAUGAUCUUUACCAGUCUCGACACAAUACAGAAGAUUUCACACUCUUUACGUUAGAUGAUGUGGAUGCGGCCUUUGAUAAAAUACAGCAGCUGAAAUUCUCUCAGAUUGUAAAUUUGAAAGGUAAAGGACAUGGCUUGUCUAUCACACCUUUGCCAGCUGGUCACAUGAUAGGUGGAACAAUAUGGAAAAUAGUCAAAGAUGGAGAAGAAGAAAUUGUUUAUGCAGUUGACUUCAACCACAAGAGGGAGAUCCACUUAAAUGGAUGUUCCCUGGAAAUGCUAAGCAGACCCUCUCUACUUAUCACAGAUUCAUUUAAUGCUACAUAUGUGCAGCCUAGAAGAAAACAGAGAGAUGAACAACUUCUGACAAAUGUCCUGGAAACACUUCGAGGUGAUGGAAAUGUAUUAAUAGCAGUGGACACUGCAGGCAGAGUUUUGGAACUUGCUCAACUUCUUGAUCAGAUCUGGAGAACUAAAGAUGCAGGAUUGGGUGUUUACUCCUUGGCACUCCUAAAUAAUGUCAGUUAUAAUGUGGUGGAGUUUUCUAAGUCCCAGGUAGAAUGGAUGAGUGAUAAAUUGAUGAGAUGUUUUGAAGACAAAAGAAAUAAUCCAUUUCAGUUUCGCCAUCUCUCUUUAUGCCACGGUCUUUCUGACUUGGCUCGUGUGCCUAGCCCCAAAGUUGUACUUGCCAGCCAACCUGACCUGGAAUGUGGAUUUUCAAGGGAUCUCUUUAUUCAGUGGUGUCAGGACCCUAAAAACUCAAUCAUUCUGACUUAUAGAACUACUCCUGGGACUUUAGCACGUUUCCUAAUUGAUAAUCCUUCUGAAAAAAUUACAGAAAUAGAGUUGAGGAAACGUGUGAAGCUUGAAGGGAAAGAACUUGAAGAAUACUUGGAAAAAGAGAAGCUAAAGAAGGAAGCUGCUAAAAAACUUGAACAAUCAAAGGAGGCAGAUAUUGAUUCCAGCGAUGAGAGUGAUGUGGAAGAAGAUAUUGACCAGCCGUCAGCUCAUAAGACAAAGCACGACCUGAUGAUGAAAGGUGAAGGUAGUAGAAAAGGAAGCUUCUUCAAACAGGCAAAGAAAUCUUAUCCCAUGUUUCCUGCCCCAGAAGAAAGGAUUAAAUGGGACGAGUAUGGAGAGAUCAUCAAACCAGAGGAUUUCUUAGUGCCAGAACUUCAAGCUACUGAAGAAGAAAAAAGCAAAUUAGAAUCUGGCUUGACAAAUGGAGAUGAACCCAUGGAUCAAGAUUUAUCUGAUGUUCCUACUAAGUGUAUUUCUACAACAGAGUCUAUUGAAAUAAAAGCCAGGGUUACUUAUAUAGACUAUGAAGGACGCUCUGAUGGGGAUUCCAUUAAGAAAAUCAUUAAUCAGAUGAAACCACGACAGUUGAUCAUUGUCCAUGGCCCACCAGAGGCCAGUCAAGAUCUGGCAGAGUGCUGCCGCGCGUUUGGUGGGAAGGAUAUUAAAGUGUACAUGCCAAAGCUACACGAAACAGUCGAUGCCACCAGUGAAACACACAUCUACCAGGUGAGAUUAAAAGAUUCACUUGUCAGCUCCCUUCAGUUUUGUAAGGCAAAAGAUGCUGAAUUAGCAUGGAUAGAUGGUGUCUUAGACAUGAGAGUUUCCAAAGUAGACACAGGAGUUAUUUUAGAAGAAGGAGAACUAAAGGAUGAUGGUGAAGACUCAGAGAUGCAGGUGGACGCUCCUUCCGAUGCCAGCGUCAUAGCUCAGCAAAAGGCCAUGAAAAGUCUGUUUGGAGAUGAUGAGAAAGAAACGGGUGAAGAAAGUGAGAUCAUCCCCACCUUGGAGCCUUUGCCACCGCAUGAGGUUCCUGGACAUCAGUCAGUUUUUAUGAAUGAACCAAGACUAUCAGACUUCAAGCAAGUUCUUUUACGGGAGGGGAUUCAAGCUGAAUUUGUAGGAGGUGUACUUGUUUGCAACAAUCAAGUAGCAGUUCGUAGAACGGAAACUGGACGCAUCGGAUUAGAAGGCUGCCUUUGUCAAGAUUUUUAUAGGAUAAGAGACCUUUUAUAUGAACAGUAUGCUAUUGUGUAAAAGACAGGAUGUCAAGAAGUAUCUGCUUGACCUUUCUAAGAAAAAGGAUUCUUAUCUUAUUUUAAGCUUUUGCUGUUUUGUUUUGUAACAUAUGAAAGAAAUCUGCCAGAAAAACUGAACAUGUAUUACAUUUUUAAAAUGUGUAAAUAGUUGGCUAAGAGUGUAGCUCAAUGGUAGAGCGUUUACCUAGCAUGCUUAAGACUCUGGGUUCAAUCCCCAGUGCUACAAAAAAAAAAAAAAAAAAGGAGAUAGAGACCAUUUUGCUAAUGCCCAAAUGAGCUCCCUACCUUUGGCUUUCACUGUGUUAGAGGUCCUAACAAGUGUACAGGCCUGAGAAUUGAAGGUAAUUGGUUUCUUUUACAGACCCCUUAUUUUAGAAGGACUUUUUACUUGAAUACAAUACAACUUAGCAAACCAGUUCAUGGCCUUAGAGAAACAUGGUUUGCAGGCAGUCUUGCAAACUGUUUCUUAUAUUUUCUGGAAUGAAAAGUGAGAGUUAUUUAAAAAAGAUGUGUUACAAAAGAGAAGCAAAAUUGAUAAAACAGUUUUUUGAGCUUAGGGAUUUAAAAAACAAAAACAGCAUGUGUGCUAUGACUCUUGAAUUCUAAUAUGCAAUCUGUUUUUGCAUGGAGCAUAUCUGCUUCAUGCCUAUAUUGCCCAGUGACUCACUUUCGUGUGAUAUAGUACACAUUUUGUUCAGAAAUCAUUUUUUCAUUUCUCCCAUUUCUUGUUUUAUCAAGAUUCUGUUGUUCAGUUUGAAUUAUGAUAGCAUCAUUUAAAUAUAUGUCAUUUAAAGGAACUCCUGGAUGUGUUAUCGUCUUAAGAGUUCUGCAUACAGGUUAGACACAUCUGAGCUAUCACCUAGGUUACUGCUGUAUUUGAAACUGGUUAGUGCUCUAUUUUUUAGAAAACAAAGUUAAACCUCACAUUUUUAUAAGAUAAUAGUACAAUUUAAUUAAAAGAUGUAAAUGUUUUAAUCUCUUAGGAUUGCUCUGUCCUAAGGUUACCUAAAUUGUGGUUGGAUUUUAUACACAUUACUGCAAAAGUACUAAAAUUGGAUAAGAGAUUCUUUGUUGUCCCGAUAUAGUGUAAACCACAUGUGUUUGAGAGUAAAAGUUGAAUAUAUGCAAUUUUCACUGAACUUAAGCAGUGAAAACCAUGUUGCCCUCCUGUAAUCCGUUGAUGAUUUUUUAGAAAGUAGCUUAAUCAUGGCAGACCUUGACACUUAUUUCUUAAGUACCUAAACCCUCUUCUUUACACUUAGCAUUUUUAGGAGCAUCAGUUUCAUUUAACUUAUCUGAAACUAUGUAUAAUUCAACCCAGUGAUAUCAGAAUUGAUAUUUGUUUCAAAUGCUUCCAAAACUUUACUGUGGAUUAUCAUGCUAAUGGCACUCACCUGUGAUCCCAGCUGUCUGGAAGUCUGAGGCAGAAGGAUCACAAGUUUGAGGCCAGCCUGGACAACUUAGUGCACCCUGUCUCAAAAUAAAAAUUUUUAAAAAGACGUGAGGAUGUAGCUCAGUGGUAGAUGCUUGCCUAGCAUGACUCAGACCCUGAGUUCAAUCCCCAGUACCUCAAAAAAAAAAAAAAAAAAAAAGACAGGUUUAGAGCCUUCUGAUACUGAAGAGCAGAUGUACAAACCAAUGUGUCAGAUGGUGAUAAAGAGUAUAUUUUCUUUUUAGCACUUCAAAAAAAAAAUGUCUUUUAAACAUUUUUUUUUGUCUCUUACCAUAUAAAGUCUAUAAUUUUAUUUAUAUUCCAUGGGAAAGAAAGUCUGCAGUUGUUUCAUGGUUUAAAGCAUCUGGUUAUGCAUAUUACAUCAUAAUACUAAUAUUGAGAAGAUUAUUUCUUGCCCAGCCCUUCUAUGGUUUUAUGAACAGGAAUUAAAUUUUACAGUAGUGCUUUAAGGUGGCUGUACUAAUAGUGUCAUUGGAAGAGUAAUACUUCUGCCCAUUUCUGGAUGACAGUAUUACUAAAAUGAAGACUUUUAGUCUCAGUUACUUAGGAAAAAUAGAAGUUUAGAAACAACGAUGAUAUAAAUCAUGAACUCAGAGAAACUCAGAUUUUAUUGUUGAGAAUAAAAAAAUAACAUGUGGACUAUCAGAUAUCUACACAUAUUUUUAUUAAGAAAUUUUCUUGUAUUGCAGUGGGAUUGUACAUGUCAGGUAUCAUUCCAAUCAUUUCUGUUUUCAUGAACCAGUAAGAGACCUGAAACAGAAGGGAGGGAAUCAAUUAUGUAAGGAGGGCUUAUUACCUUUUUUUUAAAAAUUGAGGUACAAUUUACAUACUAUAAAAUACUCAUUCUUUUAAAGUGUAUAUUUCAUUUGUUUUUGGUGUAUUUAGAGUUGUGCAACCACUACUACUAUGUAAUUCCAGAAUAUUUCAUCAUUCCAAAAAGAAACCCCUUAUCCAUUAGCAGUUAUGCCCAUUUUCCCUUCUCCCUAACACAUUGUUAAUCAGUAACAAUUCUAUCUCUGUGGAUUUACCUCUUCUGGACAUUUCAUAAAAAUGGAAUCAUGUGA
Marmota monax (woodchuck) is the source of this 4920-nucleotide messenger RNA. RefSeq names its product cleavage and polyadenylation specific factor 2 (gene Cpsf2). Gene Ontology annotation, cellular component: mRNA cleavage and polyadenylation specificity factor complex. The coding region runs from base 53 to 2401 and encodes 782 amino acids. Lineage: Eukaryota; Metazoa; Chordata; Mammalia; Rodentia; Sciuridae. Gene Ontology annotation, biological process: mRNA 3'-end processing by stem-loop binding and cleavage. Gene Ontology annotation, molecular function: RNA binding. The record is from RefSeq and is a predicted model, not a curated record. The transcript is spliced from 15 exons.